This is a messenger RNA of Durio zibethinus, 1803 nucleotides long. RefSeq lists its product as uncharacterized. The record is from RefSeq and is a predicted model, not a curated record. Lineage: Eukaryota; Viridiplantae; Streptophyta; Magnoliopsida; Malvales; Malvaceae. Gene Ontology annotation, molecular function: RNA binding.
AAUAAACUGAAACUGAAAUGGCGGCUUCUCCAAAUAGAACUUUCUGAAACUAAAACCCUAGAUUCCGCCACCCAAAACCCCAAAACCAAUGGCCGAGAUUUAACCCCAGAAGUUCCCCUACCCCUACCCGAAGCAAUCCCGCCGUCCAAUCCCUAAUCAACGGCCGACAUAUGUUGUCUCUUCAUCUAAUUGUUCUUUUUCUCAUUGUCUCUGUGGUCAUUGUUUUCAUCCAGGAUCAUCAAAGGAAUAUCAAACGUGGCACCGGCUGAUGCUCCAUUGUAUUCAAUACCCAACCUGAAGGGAGAAGGUGGUCUUCAGCUGGAUACAACCAAUAAUGUUGUAGAAGCAAGAAUUCAUGAUUGUAUAAGGGAUCUCCAGCAGCAUUUUUUCAGGUAAUUGGCAUUGAAAUGAAUGCUUCUGCAGUUCAAGAUGCUCAUAAGAAUGCCGAGGUUAAUAGGAUAAAAAAUAUUAGAUUCAUCUGUUCAAAGGUUGAUUUGUUUGCUUGCCUCCUUGGUUGAUUUAUUUCGGGUUUUGGGGUGGGGGCAGGGUUCAGUUGUUGUACUUACAACCUGCAUUUCAUUAUUUGGUUAUUUUCCUCUGUGCUGUCUAUGAGGAACAGGCUGAGGAUGUAAUAGGGUCUCUGUUGAAGGAGUAGCUAAACUUGUCUGAAAGACAAGGUCGACUUUCAAGUGCCUUAGAAAGUAGUGACAAAGGAAUGGUUACCUGUGAAGAGAAAGAUUCACACAAAACCAAUGCACAUAAUGAUCGAGAGAGCUCAUGCCAAGAGCCUGAAAACUUUUCUUCAGAAAAUGAUGGAAAAGAGCUCCAAAAUCAACUUCGGGGGAGUUCCACUUCAAAAGAUGGAAACUCUUCAGUGCAGCAAUUCAAAAAUGUCGUUGCUAUUGUUGAUCCUCCAUGUAUGGUACCCCAUCCCACUGUGAUCAAAGCUUUAUGAACUCAUUCACAUCUAUGCAUCUUGUGUGACUUUCCAUUAUGAGCUUUUAGUGUUCUUGCUUUGAUCGUUCCAUCCCCUCUCUCUUGAACCUGAAUUCAACCCUCUGUCUGUUUCCUAGGUAUAUUUCCUGCAAUCCUGAAAGCUUAGUGGCAAAUGCUAUUGAGCUCUGCACACCCUCUCCCGGGGGAGUUGAGAAAGGGAAGAAAGAUAACCGAGGUUGGAGGAACAUGAGUAGUGCUGUUUUAGCAUGGCACCUAGCCAAAUCUAUGCCUGUUUCACCGCCUUUUCGACCUGUAAAAGCCAUGGCUGUUGAUCUUUUCCUGCAUACUCCACACUGUGAAAUGGUGAUGCUCUUGGAGAGAUGGUAUGACCUAAUUUCACUGGUGAUUAUAUGUAUAACUUUAUAUCAAGUCAAACUCAGAUAUAAUGUGGAAGAUUAAUCUACCAAAAGAAAGUUUGAAAGUAGCUUCAGCAUUUUUCGUUUCUUGUUAACAUUUGUUGUAUUUAUAUUUUAGAUUCCUUAAUGAAAAUUCGUUGGCAAGGGUGAACUUCCAUCCACUUUUUCUCUCUCUUUUAACCUGACCAGCUCAGACCUACAUGAUUGAUUAUUUUUCUUUGGCAUUGAGGGAACGACUCUAAUGACUAAUGGAGAUUGGAGCAUUUUAGAAAUCAUUCAUCAGUGAAGAACAUAAAACAAUACAACCAAGUUUUUUGCAUGUCAACCAGCUGGGGGCAGCGAUUCCGGUGAAAGCUUCCUGCCUUCCUGGGCUAUCCUGCUUUGGGCUCUUUUAGAUUGGCUGACCAUUCUGCAAACUUUGAAGUACAAGCCCAUGAUUAAAUCUAUCAAA